GUGUACCUGUGUAAUCAAAUUAUAUAUGACAGUCUGACAGAAGACACCAUUCGGAAGAAACGAUCAGAACUACAGAUACAAGGAAUGGAUGUGGCAAUCGCCAUGAAACAGUCUCAAGAUGUGAUCACCACACUCAGCAAUAUCUGUCAAAG
Candidula unifasciata is the source of this 152-nucleotide messenger RNA. Lineage: Eukaryota; Metazoa; Mollusca; Gastropoda; Stylommatophora; Geomitridae. The record is from the annotation of a GenBank genome assembly.